ACGCUUAUGGGACUCUUCUGCCUUCAGCGAGUAUUGAUGUGCUGGUGAUCGAGACGGCAUGGUUACUUCGAAUGAUAUCGCUGAGAUAUAGAACGAUCACUCUAGUACGAUCAUUUGCCUAAGAAAGAUGAACAUGGGGCUCCGUUUAGUUCGUGUUGUUUGGUUUGCUUUAGUUUUCUUACGGUUCGAACGUGCGCAAGGAAGCGAAAAUGCUGAAGAAAGUGAAGUUGUUAUCAAUAACUAUAUCAACAGAUUACACGAAAACAGUUAUCUGCUAUCAUAUACGCUGAGUGAUGGUCAGUUUCGGUACGAAAGAGGGCGGUACAAAACAUCUGUAGAUAAAAGCAAAGAACCUGUGUGGUACGUGUCAGGCAGAUAUGGAUAUAAGUCCCCUGAUGGUCAGCUGUUUCGAUUUAGAUAUACAGCUGAUGAGAACGGUUACAGACAACAUCAAUUGACUGCUGAUGAGAACUUCGAGAAUGGGGGAAUAGUUGGAAAUAGAAUUGAUUUAAAAACCUUGACUUCGUUGGUUGGGUAAUGGAAUGUGAUGCGUUAAAUUGGUGCUAAACUAGUAAUAAAAUAAAUGAACAAGA
Armigeres subalbatus is the source of this 593-nucleotide messenger RNA. RefSeq names its product larval cuticle protein 16/17-like. The coding region runs from base 128 to 538 and encodes 136 amino acids. NCBI's taxonomy places the organism in Eukaryota, Metazoa, Arthropoda, Insecta, Diptera, Culicidae. The record is from RefSeq and is a predicted model, not a curated record. The transcript is spliced from 3 exons.